GAGAGAGGCAAUCGCCUUGAGUAUCUCAACAUGCUCCUCCAGUCAAAACUCAAAAGACCGCACAAAAAAAUCUUGCCAUCAAGUCGAAACACCACACAAACUCAACGAAAAAAACCAACUUAUAAUCCUUGAAACUCACCCAACCCCCUCUCACUCUAAAAAUGACAGAGAAACUAUCUCUGCCUCUUCUCCUCUCAAACCCACCUCCAACAAAACCCUCACUCCCUAUCCAAACUCACCUCCACCAUCAACAGCUAAAACCAACAACGCCCACUUCACCACCAUCUCAGCAUGGCACACCGCUUAUGCAGGGCUUCCUUUUUAAGCAAAGCUCUGAUCCUUCCAAACCCAUCACCUCACAAACCCAACCUGACCCAUUUCCCAUCCCAAGAGCCCGAACCCGAAUUGGCAAGGCCCGUGACAGCAACCGUGGCAAACCCUGGACCCACCAUCGCCUCUCCCUUCAAGGUCAGCGAGUUCUAGAUUCCUUAAAUGACCCAUCUUUUGAAAGCAGUGAAUUAGAUAAGAUCUUGAGUCUUUUACUUGAUUACCAUAAAGAAGAGUUGAGUUUAAGUAGCGGUGGCAAGGAGGGGUUAAGUAAUGAUGUUUUGGGUGUUAUUAAGGGUUUAGGGUUUUAUAAAAAACGUGACCUGGCUAUGAGUGUGUUUGUGUGGUUUAAGAAUAGGAAUGAUUGUGGAUCUGUUUUGAGUAAUUCAGCUGUGGCUGUGAUUAUUAGCAUGCUUGGUAAAGAAGGAAAAGUUUCAGUGGCAGCGUCUUUGUUGAAUGAUUUGCAUAAAGAUGGGUUUGGACUUGAUGUUUAUGCUUAUACAUCUUUAAUCACUGCUUGUGUUAGUAAUGGAAGGUAUAGGGAAGCUGUGAUGGUGUUUAAGAAGAUGGAGGAAGAAGGGUGCAAACCAACUUUGAUUACUUAUAAUGUGAUUUUGAAUGUGUACGGGAAAAUGGGCAUGCCUUGGAAUAAGAUUAAAGGUCUGUUUGAGGGAAUGAAGAAUGCUGGAGUUUUGCCAGAUGAGUAUACAUAUAAUACGCUUAUAACUUGUUGUAGACGAGGAUCUUUGCAUGAAGAAGCUGCUGCGGUUUUCAAGGAUAUGAAAUCGAUGGGUUUUGUGCCUGACAAGGUCACUUAUAAUGCGUUAUUGGAUGUUUAUGGGAAGUCAAGGCGGACUAAGGAGGCCAUGGAGGUAUUAAGAGAAAUGGAGGUUAAUGGAUGUUCACCAAGCAUUGUGACUUACAAUUCCUUGAUAUCUGCCUAUGCAAGAGAUGGUCUGUUGAAAGAAGCAGUGGAGCUUAAAAACCAGAUGGUUGACGGUGGGAUUAACCUGGAUGUUUUUACUUACACUACACUUUUGUCGGGAUUUGUGAGGGCUGGUAAGGACGAGUCUGCAAUGAGGGUUUUUGCUGAAAUGAGAGCAGCAGGUUGCAAACCUAAUAUUUGUACUUUCAAUGCCUUGAUUAAGAUGCAUGGUAACAGGGGAAAGUUUGCAGAAAUGAUGAAGGUUUUUGAGGAGAUCAAAAAUUCCUGUUGCGUACCGGAUAUUGUUACUUGGAAUACCCUUUUAGCAGUGUUUGGGCAAAAUGGGAUGGACUCAGAAGUGUCUGGAGUUUUCAAGGAGAUGAAGAGGGCUGGCUUUGUACCUGAGAGGGACACUUACAACACCCUAAUCAGCGCGUACAGCCGGUGUGGAUCAUUUGACCAAGCCAUGGAUAUAUACAAGAGAAUGCUGGAAGCUGGGAUUACACCUGAUCUUUCCACCUAUAAUGCUGUUUUGGCAGCAUUAGCUCGAGGAGGGCUCUGGGAACAGUCAGAGAAAAUACUCGCUGAAAUGAAAGAUGGUCGGUGCAAGCCCAAUGAGCUGACAUACUGUUCUUUGCUUCAUGCUUAUGCCAAUGGCAAGGAGAUUGGGCGGAUGCUUGCUCUUGCGGAGGAGAUAUGCUCUGGUGUAAUUGAACCCAAUGCCGUACUCUUGAAGACCCUUGUUUUAGUUAAUAGUAAAUGUGACCUACUGGUAGAAGCUGAGGUUGCAUUCCUGGAGUUGAAGAGAAAAGGUUUUUCACCUGACUUGAGUACUCUGAAUGCCAUGAUUUCUAUAUAUGGCAGGAGGCAGAUGUUUACCAAAACAAAUGAGAUCUUGAACUUCAUGAAUGAGAGUGGAUUCACUCCUAGCUUGGCAACUUACAAUAGUUUGAUGUAUAUGCACAGCCGAUCAGAGAAUUUUGAGAGAUCAGAAGAAGUUUUGAAAGAAAUCCUAGCAAAGGGAAUAAAACCAGAUAUAAUUUCUUACAACACCGUAAUUUUUGCAUAUUGUCGAAAUGGGAGGAUGAAAGAGGCUUCACGGAUAUUCUCAGAAAUGAGGGAAUCUGGGCUUGUUCCAGAUGUAAUCACUUAUAAUACUUUUGUUGCAAGUUAUGCAGCUGAUUCAAUGUUUGAGGACGCUAUUGAUGUUGUGCGAUACAUGAUCAAGCAUGGCUGUAAACCGAACCAAAAUACAUAUAACUCAGUUGUGGAUGGAUACUGUAAACAUAACCAUCGGGAUGAUGCAAUCAUGUUCAUAAGCAGUCUUCACGAGCUUGAUCCACAUAUUUCUAGGGAGGAAAAGUGCAGGUUAUCAGAACGUUUAACUAAGUGGUCAUAGGCAAUCCUCUUCUUAUUUGUCUCAUGUUUUGGUUAGGCAUGGAGAUAUGGUUGAUAUGGAUGAUCUUGUAAAAGCUUCCCAAUGUCUCUUGGAGGUUGAAGAUAUGCAAGUACUCAUGAACACAUCCAUUUGGAGGGCUGAGCAUGGAUCCGGACAAGACAUGAAAAGAAGGGGAAGGCGGAGUUACUGACUUCAAGGUUCUUGAGCAUCGAACUAUGUGGUAAAGAAAGAAGAGUGAACGGUCUGGCCAGGAGAGCUGCUAAUUGGCCAUUUAUUAGCUGAUGAUGCGUGAUUUCAGAAAGUUCUGGCUUCUGGGAUAUAUACUGAAAGUAGCUAGAUGUGUGUGCAGCGUGUAUAUAGCAGGUGUAACAAAAAGUAUAACUAUAUAUAAAUGCUGAAUUGAUGAAAAGCUAUGCCUACAGGUCACGAUGAUGUGGCGUUUAAAUUCCAUUUGUUGGUUUUGUGAAGCACAGUUAUCCUAAUUCAGAAACAUGAAUGCCAACAGUGUGUUUCAGUGGUCC
Molecule: messenger RNA, 3172 nt
Organism: Populus nigra (black poplar)
Lineage: Eukaryota; Viridiplantae; Streptophyta; Magnoliopsida; Malpighiales; Salicaceae
Product: pentatricopeptide repeat-containing protein At5g02860-like
Exons: 2
Coding region: 162-2651 (829 amino acids)
Molecular function (GO): protein binding
Source: RefSeq, a predicted model, not a curated record